AUGGUACUCUGCUUUAUCGACAUUCAAAACAUUGUCGUGUUGUGUGCCACUUGCCACCAAAAUGCAAUUCUGACGGAUUCUUUCCUUCAACGUCGACGAGAUCGCAUCCUUCGCUAUUUCAUUCCCGAUGUUCCAGCAUUCAUGCAUUUUUUGAAAUCUUCCAAUGCUGUGAUAUCCGGUUCUUCAGCAUUGAGGCUUAUUCUUGCCGUCGCGGAUAUUUCAUGGCCAAUCUCUGACCUGGAUAUAUACAUUCUGUUAUCAUCCGGGCCUUCAACUACAGAAUUCUUCCAUUGCUUCGGGUAUGAUAUCAUACCAUACCCACACCCUAAAACGAAAUAUGGAUGCAAAAAAAUUUGGAGUGUAGUUGCUGCAGUCAAAGGCAGUCAAAAAAUCGACAUUGUUCUAUCUUGCGAUGGUCGACCUAUUCUCCCCAUAUUUCAAUUUCACAGUUCAAUCGUCAUGAACUAUUUCACUCCCACAACCAUUUUCUCCGCCUAUCCUGCACUCACAUUGCAAUUCAAAGGCAUCAUCAAUCCCAUGGCAUGUACUCAUCACCACAUGCUUCCUCCACGUACUAUGCGUGCUCUGACAAAAUAUGUCAAUCGCGGCUUCCAAUUCGCAUCUUCUGGGCUUGCAUGGACGUGCGCGGAAAAUCACACGUGCACUCAGACAUUUGAUUGUCCCCUUCAUGCUCGCACUUCAUUCGAUAGUGGUUGUCUUAAUGUUUCUUUUUCGACUCCUACAUGUUCUUCUGAUAUAGCGCGAUGUGGAUCAAAGGAGAUGUAUGGAUGGUUGUUAGGAGGUUUUUAUUGUCAGGAUCUGCAUUACAAAUUCCCUCCUUAUGUGUUUUACAUUCCUUUAAGUCGUUGA
This is a messenger RNA of Suillus bovinus, 870 nucleotides long. RefSeq lists its product as uncharacterized. The transcript has a single exon. The coding region runs from base 1 to 870 and encodes 289 amino acids. Lineage: Eukaryota; Fungi; Basidiomycota; Agaricomycetes; Boletales; Suillaceae. The record is from RefSeq and is a predicted model, not a curated record.